AUGUGCGGUAGCGACGUCUUCCUCGGCUUGAUCGCCAUCCUCUUCCCACCUCUGGCUGUCUGGGUGAAGAGAGGCGUUUGCAGCGCCGACAGUCUCAUCAACAUUGCGCUAUGCUGUCUCGGCUUCCUCCCAGGUCUCCUUCACGCAUGGUACAUCAUCGCAGUCUACCCCGAACCAACCUAUGAAGAAGUGGCACAGCAGGACGCAGAGCGCGGCACAGUAACAUAUUACUACGUCCAACAAGGCGCACCACGAUACGGACCACAAGGCGGCCAGCAGGGAGAUUAUGGAACAGUCAACAGCACCACAAACUCCCAGUUCCCAGGCCAGCAGGCAGGGUUCGUCCAGCCACAGCAGCCGAAGACGAAGAAGCAAGCGACACACCCACACGCGAAUCGACCGCAAGCACCUGAGCCACAGAGCCUAGCAGGACCGAGUGGAGAAGUGCCACCGAGCUAUGCGCAGGCUGUAGCGGGUGAUCAUAAGGUGCAAGGACCUUGA
Fulvia fulva is the source of this 501-nucleotide messenger RNA. RefSeq names its product Plasma membrane proteolipid 3. The record is from RefSeq and is a predicted model, not a curated record. Gene Ontology annotation, cellular component: fungal-type vacuole lumen; fungal-type vacuole membrane. The transcript has 2 exons. Gene Ontology annotation, biological process: endosome transport via multivesicular body sorting pathway. Gene Ontology annotation, molecular function: ubiquitin protein ligase binding. NCBI's taxonomy places the organism in Eukaryota, Fungi, Ascomycota, Dothideomycetes, Mycosphaerellales, Mycosphaerellaceae. The coding region runs from base 1 to 501 and encodes 166 amino acids.